Molecule: messenger RNA, 1821 nt
Organism: Quercus robur (English oak)
Lineage: Eukaryota; Viridiplantae; Streptophyta; Magnoliopsida; Fagales; Fagaceae
Product: zinc finger CCCH domain-containing protein 2-like
Exons: 1
Coding region: 294-1520 (408 amino acids)
Molecular function (GO): metal ion binding
Source: RefSeq, a predicted model, not a curated record
AAAAACCAUCUCAGAAUUUUCAAAGAGACAUAGAACAUACACAUAGACAAGGUUUUGUGUGCUAUGAAUUCUCAAUCUGCCACAUACCCAUCUUUGCAUGCCGAUCCCAAAUACUAUGCAGCCACGCAUAUCACCGCCCAUAACUAUCUAGCAUCCUCGUCAUGCUUCUCCACUCUCUUUCUCUCUCUUCCUCUCUCUCACCUCGCUAUAUAUAUUUCAACUCCUCUGGUACCUUCUACAUCAACAUCACACAUUAUUUUUAGUCCUUUCUCUCACAUAAAUACACCCACAGGAUGAGCAGCAUUUGUGCAGAGCAACAACACAACCUCCACACCUCUUACCAACUCAUCUCCCCCAAAAAAUCACUCAAAACCAUUGAUAUCCCACCAAGAAAGCUCCUCAGUCGCCGCCUUAUCUCAGAACCAGACAUGUACUUCUCCGAUGACACCCUCUUCCAGAGAUUCCUGUCCAACAACAACGUUGGUGGUGACAAUCUUGAUGAGUCAGAUUCAGACUAUGACCCUUACUCCUCUGACCAUUUCCGCAUGUACGAGUUCAAGGUUCGCCGCUGCACGCGAAGCCGGAGCCACGACUGGACUGACUGCCCUUUUGCUCAUCCUGGCGAAAAGGCUCGCCGCCGUGACCCCAGAAGGUUUCAUUACUCAGGCCAGGUGUGCCCUGAGUAUCGCCGCGGCUCGUGUAGCCGUGGCGAUAGCUGUGUGUUUGCUCAUGGUGUGUUUGAGUGCUGGCUUCACCCUGCUAGGUACAGAACUGAGGCAUGCAAAGAUGGGAAAAAUUGUAAGCGAAAAGUGUGCUUCUUUGCUCACACACCUCGCCAGCUUCGUGUUCUGCCUCUGAAUUCUCAUCACUCUUCGCCUGAGCUUGCAUGCAACAAGAAAUUGGCAUCCAAUCAUUGCUGCUUGUUUUGUCGCUGUGCUAAUUCUUCACCGACUUCAACACUAUUGGGUAUGUCUCAUUUGUCUCCACCACUUUCACCGCCUCUCUCGCCAGUGAAACACCGUUCCAUUAAUGGGUUUUCUCCAAUUUCUCGCUACGCUGACCGGUUUGUGAGUUCUGAGUCCAGUGGUGGUAUGAAUGCCCAGAUGAAUAGUCAUGGGGUUCAGAGCUACAAAGAUGCAUUAACUGAGUUAAUGAGCUCCUUGGAGGUUAUGAAUUUCAGUGAAACCUCUUCACCUUUGUCUGCUAAAAGCCCAAAUGUGCCUUGGCUUGAUGUUUCUUUCAACAACGAAACCUCUUCACCUUUGUCUGUUAAAAGCCCAAAUGUGCCUUGGCUUGAUGUUUCUUUCAACAAUAUUGAAGAUCAGCAACAGUUUAUUCUUUCUCCUUCAACACCAAACCCGCCUUCUUUUAGGUCUGCAAAUUUUUUCAGUGGGGAUUGUUCAAGCAAUUGCUUUGCUGAUGAAACCAACAACAACAAUGAGGAGUACAACAAGGUCAAUGAAAAUGGCUGGUCUUGCUCUGAUCCGGAUCUUGGUUGGGUCAAUGAGCUACUGAUGUAGAACACUAAUGAUCUUGAUGUUGACGAGAAAGAUGAUGAAUUUGGAAGUGUACAUAUUGCACCAGCCGUAUAUAUGACAGUAUAUAUAUGUGAUUUGGUGUUAUAUUGUCAAGAUAAUUGUCAUUGUUAAUUAUUGUAUUGAAGUUGUGGAUUUUUCUUGUUAAACUUUCCUUUUCUUAAGUUUUGAGCCCGAGUCUCUCUUCUAAAUAGAAAGCUCAGAGCUAAAUCUAAUCUUCUUUCAUGUAUUGAUAAUGAAGUUUGAACUAUUAAGAAAUGAAAUGGAUGAUGCCUUUUCUUUCUAA